AUAAAGCCCAAGAGAAAUAGUACCCCACAAUAUUAUUUUCUACAUAAAAGAAGAGCUUUUGGACAGGGAAAGGAUUUCCCACUACUUUCUGUUAUUAAAGAAGUAAAAAGGUUUCAAUACAAAGCGAGCUUUUAAAGACAGGGGAAGCAGAGGAGUGACAGAGAGAGGGAGGGAGAGGAAUCAAUGAAGAUUGAGAGAAUUUCUCUUUUCCUUCUUUUGAUGUUGCUUGUCUUCUCAAUCUUGCAAAGACCCAUCUUUGCUAGCAGAAAGUCUUAUAUUGUGUACCUUGGAGGACAUUCUCAUGGUCCGUCAGCUUCUUGGAUUGAUUACAAGCGAGUGACAGAUUCUCAUUAUGAGUUUCUGGGAUCUUUCUUGGGAAGUAAGGAAAAGGCGAAAGGCAUGAUCUUUUACUCCUACACGAGACACAUCAAUGGUUUUGCUGCAAAUCUCAAAGACGAAGAAGCAACAGAGAUAUCGAAACACCCGAAAGUCAUAUCGGUUUUCUUAAACCAAGGAAUGAAAUUACACACGACUCGGUCGUGGAAUUUUCUUGGACUAGAAAGAGACGGUGUAAUUCCUGCAAAAUCGAUAUGGCGAAAAGCUAGAUUUGGAGAAGAUGCAAUCAUUGGGAAUCUUGACUCUGGAGUGUGGCCAGAAUCAGAGAGCUUUAACGAUGAUGGAAUGGGACCAAUUCCAUCAAGAUGGAAAGGAAUCUGUCAAAAUGGUGCCCAAGACGGAGUUCGCUGUAACAGGAAGCUGAUCGGGGCCAGAUACUUCAAUAAAGGGUAUAAGGCUUCUGGGGGAGUAGUCAACGCGUCCACAUCCACCGCACGUGACAUCGAAGGCCAUGGGACCCACACUCUAUCAACGGCUGGUGGUGGCUUUGUCCCCAAUGCGAAUAUCUACGGUUAUGCUAAUGGGACAGCGAAGGGUGGGUCCCCUAAUGCCCGUGUGGCCGCUUACAAGGUAUGCUGGGAGCCAAUCCAUGGCUACCAAUGCUUCGGUGCAGAUAUCAUAGCCGCAUUCGACAUGGCCAUACAUGAUGGGGUUGAUGUGCUGUCUAUAUCGCUUAGUGCGGCCUCCGGUACAGACUAUUUGAGUGAUGGCGUGGCCAUCGGAUCAUUCCACGCCGUUAAAAAUGGGAUCGUGGUCGUUUGUUCGGCGGGGAAUGGAGGGCCCACUCAAGGGACGGUCUCCAACACAGCACCGUGGAUCUUGACGGUGGGGGCCAGUACCAUGGACAGGGAGUUCCCAUCUUACGUUCGGCUUGGGAACAACAGGCACUACAAGGGACAAAGCCUCUCGAGCAAAGUCCUACCAGAGAAGUUCUAUCCUCUGAUCAGCUCCGUCGAUUGUAAGGCCGCCAAUGCAUCGAGUCAACAAGCACAACUGUGUUACAUUGGAUCCCUUGAUCCUAAGAAGGUGAAAGGAAAGAUCGUGGCUUGUCUUCGUGGUGGUAAUUAUAGAGAGGAGAAGGGUGAGGCGGUCCGUCGAUCCGGCGGGGCAGGGAUGAUCCUGGCCAAUGAUCCAGCCAGCGGAAAUGAAAUCGCUGCGGAUGCCCACUUCCUCCCGGCCCUACACAUCUCAGCCAUUGAUGGUCUUGCUGUAUUUGCCUACAUAAAUUCAACAAAGAAGCCUGUGGCGUACAUCACGGGUCCCACGACAAAUCUCAACACGAAACCUGCACCGUUCAUGACCGCCUUCUCAUCUCAAGGCCCCAAUCCCAUCACGCCCUAUAUCCUAAAGCCGGAUAUUACGGCACCAGGGUUGAAUGUUCUUGCUGCGUAUAGUGGAGCAUCGAGCCCAACGACCCUGGCUUUUGAUUCACGUCGGGUCCUUUUCAGCGUAAUAUCUGGAACGUCCAUGUCAUGUCCUCAUGUUUCUGGCAUUGUGGGCCUUCUCAAGACGAUCCAUCCCGAUUGGAGCCCGGCAGCAAUUAGAUCUGCAAUCAUGACCACUGCGACGAUUCGAGAUAACAUGGGAGAGCUCAUAACCAAUUCCUCCCUCAUCAAGGCCACACCUUUCAGCUAUGGCGCGGGCCAUGUCCGGCCUACUCAUGCAAUGGACCCUGGGCUCGUCUAUGACCUGACCACCAACGACUACAUCCACUUCCUAUGCGCCCAUGGCUACAAUGCAGCCCAAAUAGCAAUGCUUACAGACCACUCUUACUUGUGCCACCCCACCAACAAGUCCAGCAUCCUGGAUCUCAACUACCCUUCCAUUGCGGUCCCUUAUCUCACCACCUCUAUGACCAUUAAGCGAACGGUCAAGAACGUCGGCUCGCCGGGCACUUACACGGUCCAUGUUAAUGCACCUCGUGGAGUAUCAGUGUCGGUCGAGCCGGGUAGUCUGAUUUUUGGAAGGAUAGGAGAAGAGAAGACGUUUACAGUUAAGCUAACGCCUAAAAGGCGUUUGGGCACUGAUUAUGUUUUUGGGAGGAUGAUAUGGUCCGAUGGUGUGCACCAUGUGAGGAGUCCCAUUGCAGUCUCAUCUAAAGACAUGUAAACCAAAAGGGUUUGGUCUUUUGGGCUUGAUGACUCGAGCCGUGGUUCGAACAUGUAAGGGUGGUAGUUAGGUUGCUAGGUUUAUUUUGCUAGUGUGAGCGCUUGGCUACUUAGGAUUGCGUCAACUCUACUUAUCUGCUCAUGACAUUCUCACAAAUGAAGUGAUAAAGAACCUCCAUGUACCAUACAAGGGCAUGAAACAUUGGAUUUGAAGUUACUACGAUCAAGCUAUCACUAUAUACUACU
This is a messenger RNA of Magnolia sinica, 2750 nucleotides long. Its product is annotated as subtilisin-like protease SBT5.3. The record is from RefSeq and is a predicted model, not a curated record. Lineage: Eukaryota; Viridiplantae; Streptophyta; Magnoliopsida; Magnoliales; Magnoliaceae. The transcript has 11 exons. The coding region runs from base 184 to 2505 and encodes 773 amino acids. Gene Ontology annotation, biological process: proteolysis. Gene Ontology annotation, molecular function: serine-type endopeptidase activity.